AAUUUAACCGGUGGAAGCAAUGGCGGAGUACAUAUCACUGACGUUACAAACGCCUCUCGUACUAUGUUCAUGGACCUUAAUACUUUAGAAUGGAGUCAAACCAUUCUUGACUUUUUUAAUGUUAAGAAAAAUUGUCUUCCUAAGAUAUGCUCAUCUUCCGAAGUCUAUUGUCACAUUAAAAUAAGAGAUAGUGAAAUUCCAAUCGCUGGAAUUUUGGGUGAUCAACAAGCUGCUUUAGUAGGUCAAAAAUGUUUUAAAAGUGGUGAAGCUAAAAACACUUAUGGUACUGGUUGUUUUAUGUUAUUUAAUACCGGUACUACCCCUUUUUUUUCAAAAUCCGGUCUACUCACAACCGUUGGAUACAAAUUUGGAAAUAAUCCACCUGUUUAUGCUCUAGAAGGCUCCAUAGCUGUCGCUGGUUCUGCUAUUCAAUGGCUUCGUAAUAAUUUAGGCAUUAUUAAAGAAUCUAAAGAGAUUAAUGACCUUGCUGCUUUAACCCCAGAUGUUGGUGGUGUAUAUUUUGUUACUGCUUUUUCUGGUCUUUACGCUCCUUAUUGGCGUGAUGAUGCUCGAGGGUGUAUAGUUGGGAUUACUCAAUAUACGAAAAAAGAACAUAUUGCUCGUGCAACUCUUGAAGCUACUUGCUUCCAAACUCGUGCUAUUUUGGAAGCUAUGAAUAGUGAUUCUAAUCAUCCUUUAACUUACCUAAAGGUUGAUGGUGGUAUGACUUCUUCGGAUUUGUGCAUGCAAAUCCAAGCUGACAUUCUUGGAAUAAAUGUAGACCGUCCAGCAAUGAGGGAAACAACUGCAUUGGGUGCAGCUAUUGCUGCUGGCCUUGCUGUUGGCGUUUGGAAAUUAAGUGAUCUGGAUAAAGUUAAUAGCGAUGGUAAUGAUAUUUUUAAACCUCAAGUCUCUCGAGAAAAUGCUGCACAGAGAUAUCAACUUUGGCAAAAAGCUGUUGAGAGAAGUUUUGGUUGGGCAUAA
This is a messenger RNA of Racocetra persica, 984 nucleotides long. The record is from the annotation of a GenBank genome assembly. Lineage: Eukaryota; Fungi; Glomeromycota; Glomeromycetes; Diversisporales; Gigasporaceae.